Messenger RNA from Pseudoliparis swirei, 7177 nucleotides. RefSeq lists its product as uncharacterized. The coding region runs from base 1550 to 5782 and encodes 1410 amino acids. NCBI's taxonomy places the organism in Eukaryota, Metazoa, Chordata, Actinopteri, Perciformes, Liparidae. The transcript is spliced from 7 exons. Gene Ontology annotation, biological process: negative regulation of DNA-templated transcription. The record is from RefSeq and is a predicted model, not a curated record.
AAUUAAUUCAAGAGCCUCAAUGGACGUUGCUUUGUCUGAACAAUGGACCCCCCCCACACACACACACACACAAACCAAUAUGAUGAGGAUCCUAGAAACAAGAACCGUUAUUGUGUAAAACCAUGUACACUACAAUCAUAUAUUCUCUUAUCAAAUGUUAUUGAUUUGAUUGAAGUCACCCAAAAUAAGAUGUAUGAAUAUAUUGUGUGUUCUUCACAGCCCUCUGUGUCAUCACUACACGUCCCACCACACGGACUCAUGAACAUAUGUGAUCGUUGAGCUUAUGAUUCUGUCUUUCUGCUCGUGAAUGGAGGUCAUCUGUUGAAGAAGCCGAUAAAUCAAUGAACAUUUGUCCAACGCUAACUCCAGUUAUCCGAGCUGUGUGUGAUGUGGCUCUCUUGUGAUUGGCUGUUGAGUCCUGCUCCACAUUCACGUCCCUCUACAUGAACAACGAGUCCUCCUUCCAGCCUCGCGGCGCCGCUCAGCUCCUCGACGCAGUGAUGUUAUUCCUCAUCAACAUUUCGUGGUUUCCAGCGGAGGGGGGCGUGUUGCUGCUCUGCGUGCCCGCGCCACGCAGCGUUACGCGCGCGCACGCAGAGCAGGCAUCCAGGUCCCACAUCCGGGUACUUUUGAAGCGUUGUCAAGGCAGCCUCAGCGAGCACGGCUGGCUGGCGGAAAGUAGCUGCAGUGUCCUGGCAGCGUCUCUGACCAGACAAAAAAACAUUCACAAAAAACUGUCCCGGAAAGUUAGCUGUAACUCAAAGGUAUCGGGUAUGCAUGUUUUUCUUCCGCACGUUUCCGGGCGUCGUGCUUUACGGCAGCACUGUGCGGGGCUUCCUCGCCUCUUUCCGGGCAGGCGGCGCAGACAGCCGCCCGGUGGACAACGGGAGCCUGUCCAUUGUGAGACACUCCGCGCUCCGGGCUCGACGUACGCCCUCAACGCCGCGAUGUCCCCGCUGCGCGUCGGUGUGCGGGCCGGUGGAUCUCGGCCGCUUCGCCGCGUCUUCAGUCCAAUAGUCGCAGAAUAAAGACUAAAAUGGCUCUCGACAGAUACAACGUGUGAUAGAAAGGGACAGCUUUAAAGGGACAGUGUCAGCGCGCUCCCUUCCUGGUUCCCGGAGCUCAGGCUACUCUGUUACCCCCUGCGCGCGACGUGCUUUGUAUCGUAACGAUGCCGCUGGAUGGAUAUUUAAUAUGCUUAUGUCACAACGCAGCAUCUUAAUAUUCAGCUAACUGUACGGUGUACUCCGCCUCACGUGGACAUCGUGUUGUGAGAGCAGCUGGCGGCUGGUAGCUUCAUUGUCUGUUGAUUAGCGUCCAUUCCACUCUGGAGAUGGCAGGAGCUCUCAUGGGACAUGGAGUAAAGAAAGAGUCGAACACAAAAGAAGAGACGUCCGCAUACCGAUGUGAUCUCCGUGAGAUUAGGCAGCUGCUCAGCCGAGCCCAGCAUCAUGUCUGAGGACGUGUAAGUCGAUGCCGGCGAGGAUUCUAGACUGACGGGAUGAAUUGAAUCGACGCGACGAGGGAAGAACCAACGAGCGCCGGUUGGAUGACAACCGAUGGGCCGUCGAAGCUGGCGAUGCCGACUGCAAAAGAGAAAGGUGGCUCCCCGUCCCACCGCUACCGGCCGGCCUCAGAGUACGAUGACGCCACCCUCACCCAAAAGAGACAGUACUGGAGAACCAAGAAGCGAGAGCAGAGGGCCCGGCUGACGGAGCGCAGAGGGAAGCUUCUCCACCUGCACGGCCCUGCCGUGGGGGCGGCCACGCUCUCCGACCCCUUCGCUGCUUUCGCUCCUCCUUUGCAGAGCGACGACGACUCGUGCAAAACGCUCGCCGUCUCUGGGAAUACGGACUUCGGGGCCAGCUCUGUUAAAGCCGCCGACAACCAGAAGGAGAAGUGGCUCCACACAAUGAAACUUGACCGGGUCUCGCCUCAGUUGCCAGCAUCGUGUUCCAUCGCGGCCACAGCGAGGGGUCCUGUGAGCAGAGCCGCUACCUCACCCACGCCCAGCGGGCCACCGCUGCACCCCCGCCCCUCAGUGCCUCCAGUCAGAGUGACCGGAACCACCAACGGCAGCGCCGCUGAAGCCACGCCUCAGUCCUGUGUGUCCAUGCAGGGCGCAUCAGUCCCCAACGCACAACACAAGGCACAAGUAGCAUUACGCAUCCUCCCCACGCACAUGACGGGCACAGGCAUGCUCCUCCUGUCUUCACCAUGCGGCUCUGUGAAGACAGAGGGCGGGCCUCAGAGUGGAACAAAGAGUGCCUUGGUCACCUUGCAGAGGCCGACCGGCGGGAGCAACGCCCGUUCUCUCCCGGAGGAGGAGAGAGCGGCCAGGCGCAGAGAGCAAUGGCGGAUCAAGAAGCGAGAGCAGAGGGCCAAGGUGGCAGCUCAGAUCGCUCGAGCCAGAGAACGGACGCAGAGCGCGGCGGAGCUGACGUUCCAGAGGCAAACGGCACAACACGCGGGACUCGUUGGAGGCAAGCCUCUGCAGCAUCUUCCACCUCCGUCGUUUCUGAGAGGAGCGGGCCAGAGGCCGUGUCCCCCUCGGGCCAGAACUUCAUUUACAUCUGCCAGACGGGGACAUUAUGACCUGCAAAGUGUGGCAGGGCGUUUUGCGACCGUGAACCUGCCAGCAGAUCGGAUUAUGGUACCAAAUCCACACGGUUACAGGACCACGCCGCCGGCCCUCACGUGUGACGCUGGUUCUGUUAGAAAGCCAGCGGAGUCGAUGAGAAAGUUCCCAGGUUACGGACAUCUUUCCAAUGUGGCCCGAGGGAUCGCACGAUGUCGAACACCGAGACAGAGGUUCAUUGAUGCCCAGAAGAGCUUCAUGAAUCAAAGGAACCUGAGAUGUAGGUCCCCGUUACUUUCUUCCGUCUUUCACACCAGAAACAUGCCCCAAAUCGACCCCAACGACACGCCCGGGCAGAUCAUAGCCAAGCGGAGAGAGUACUGGCGGAUCAAGAAGCGCGAACAGCGAGCCAAGCUGUCGAUGGAGGUGAAGUCCCGGCUCAAGGAGAGGGACUCUCUGAUGCGGAGGAUGAAGCGUUACCAGUCGAUCCUGGAGGAGAUGAGGAGGGCCCGGGCGCUGGCCCAGUCGGCAGGAAGCGGCCUCGCCCACGAGACCAUCGGAGGCUUCAUCAAAGAGGACGGCACUCUGACCGUUCACAUCCCCCAGGCUCCUUCACUGCACCACACAGACUGUCAGCUGCUGCUUGAUGACACUCUCAUCACAAGACCUCAGCACCAACCCAGUCCCCAUGGAGUCACAUCGCCCGUCCGUGUGACCCCGCCUCCCCUCCUCCGCCCAGCUCGGGUCAAAGUCUCUUUUCCUCUUGCUGGACAGUCGGUCAACGAGCCUCCAGGCUUAACCAGAGCGAGCCUGGGGGCUCCUGCUCCACACAUGUUGGCUAUCCAGACGGUCAGUCAGAUCACACUCACUCAUCCUCAGACGCCUCACGGCGCCGCGUCAGGUGUCUGGACGGCGGCGCCGAACCUCGGGGGCUGCAUCAUGAAGAUGGCGGUGUCGAGUAAUCUGUCGUCGCUCUCUCUGGAUCCAAACCUGACGGAGGAGGAGAGGAUGGCCAAGAAGAGGGAGUACUGGAGGAUCAAGAAGCGCGAGCAGCGAGCGGCUCGCGCGUCUCGGCUGAAGCAGGGCGUCCUGCAGGCCAGGGCCAGCGCCACCUUACAGAGGAGGAGGGCCCAGAAGCUCGGAGCAAUCACCUCCGCGCCAUUGGGCAGAAGUCUCCCUGACCACACAGGAAAUGCACAAUCGCUCCCCAAUGACACGCCGGCUACGCCACAUGCCAACGAGAUCAAACAAGAGCGUGAGUCUCUGCCAGACGUUGACCUCCAUUCUCCACCAGAACACGCCCUCUGUCCAGACAUCAAAGCCCCCAGCUCCCCCCCCCCCGUGCCUCCUGCUGAGCCUGACCCGGCUCUGAAUGCAGAAUGCCAAGCCACCACGCUGCUCGCCGUCGCCUCCAUGAAGAAACUCUUGGAAGAGUCGCUGAGCACCGUGGCGGAGUGCGGCGGCGAGCCGACCGCCAUCAAGACGGAGGAGGCCUCGGAGCAAGAGAUGGAGCCACGCUCCCCGCCCAGUGAGGCGGCUCCCGUUGCCGCCGACUUGACAGUGGAGAUAAAAAGCUGGCCGCCGGAAUCCGACACCUCGCUCCGAGCGUGUUCGCCGAGCCCUCCCGUCGAGGACUCGCUCCCUCCCCUCCCCUCCUCCAGCGAGGUGGUCCUGCCCCCCACCUGCGAGCACUCGUCCCAAACGCUUUCCAACUUCAUCGUGAACCCAGGCCCGGAGGCCGCUUCGCCGCGCAGAGCCCAGAGGCUUCGCGCCAAGCAGGCGGGCCUCCAGAGCGGAAAGCUCCACCACGCCCCCCUGGACCGACCGCAACCACGGCAACCACCCCGUGAGCAACGGGAGGAAUGCCACAACAGCACCGCGCGACCAGCACAAGGACACCUCGGCGUGGGGGCCGAGCGCGGCGGCUCCUUCAGCCUGCAGAGGAAGAGGGAGUACUGGAAGCUGAUGAAGAGGCAGCAGAGGGCCCGCGUAAGGGCCCGGCAGAAGGACCGGCAGGGGGAGUGCAGCGGUCGCCUCGCGCAGAGGAACAUGCAGGCUCCAUAUCUGGUGAAUAUGAACAUUGUGAGGGGUUUGAACCCUCCAGGAAAGCCCUCCCUCCAGCCCAGGCCACCCACAGCGCCUCUGACUGCAGCGCCCAGCGUCCCCUCCGCCGUGAGCCCCUCAACACGCAGCGCUCAGCAGUCACCUGACGCUCUCCGGGUCAAACCGCCCGUCACCAGCGUCUCCUGUUCGACCAGAAGUGAGCAGAACCACGUGAACGUCGGAACUUCACAGAUCAUGUCCGACGGUCGGGGAGCUCACGAGAAUCCUCAACAAGCCGCGCCAGGUUCACGACAGUGGGUGUCCAAAAGCCCGGACCUGGACUCGGCCCCCUCGCUCCCCACCCUGAAGCCCCCGGACAACCCACUGUCCAGCAUCAACCUUCGACCCAUUGAACCCCCUCGCACUCCACAAUCCAGCCCCAGUCCAAUAAAAAUCCCAUGUUCUCGGCUUACGAGUCCGGCACACAUGACACACACUCCCACCAAGCUGGCAUCGAUAACCGCCAUGGUACCACCGAAGCCCAUCCCAGGGGAGUCCGAGGAGGACUUUCUGAGGAGGAAGAGGGAGUACUGGAGGGUCAAGAAGAAGGAGCAGAGAGCCAGAAAGGCCAUUCGGGACAAGGGAGUCACCCCGAGGAGGGCCCCCAACAACCUGAGGCCCAUCCUGCCCGCCCAGGACACACAAACACAGGAUUGUGGUCAGUGGCUGAGCUCCUCUGAGGAGUCGGAACACAUCAUGAGCAACUCAGAGGACACCGACCCGGGAGGCUUUUGCUUCUCAAGUUACACAGCACCAGUCGAAGUCGAUUCGGAGCUCCUGUUCGGCGACUAUGAGAACGGUAACGGCGAGGAGGACCCCGUGUCGGCCGCCGUGUGGAGGAACCGCUACCUCAUGGACUACGACCCGCUCAACCAGCUGCUGGUGUGCAUGGUGUGUGGAGAGCUGCAGUACUCCCACAACCUGGAGGGCGUGAGGGCCCACAUCGACGAGGCCCACCCCGAGAGCCUGGCCCUGGAGCCCAGGGAGCAGCAGCAGAUCCUGGAGGCCUGGGACGAGCAGGUGUCCCAGAGGGAGCGCUUCUUCACCAGCCAGCUCCAGCAGCACAGCGGGGGGGCGCUGGCAGAAGCCCACCGGAACUGAGGAGGACUGCAUGAGCCCCCGAGCAGGAGAACACGUGUCUGAUCUAUUUAUUAUAACCGCAUCGAUGUGUCUGCCUUCAUCGCGUCACCGUGAUGUCUGGACCGGUCAACGAGCAGCUUUACCUCAUUUACUACCACGUCGUCAUCAUUUGUUACGUCGAAGCCGCGACGACCGACAUUUUUUUCAAAAGUGUAACAUUGGUGUAAAAGCAGUCUUUGUACCCGCUGGAGGCUGGAAGCAUCCUGGACCUGUGAACACAGAAACACCUAUAUGAAAUACUUUUAUACUCCUCUACUUUCUAAAAUCUUCACUCUUUCCUGUAAGUUCAGACAUUUUCAAUCACAUCACCUACAAGCUGUUCAUUGCUCCACUGAUGAUGACGUCAUACAGACGCUCAGUCCCUGGCCGGUGACAUGAAUCCUUUUGUCUUUUCUACAUAAUAGUUAAACUGUAUCCUCAAAGAAACAAAAGGAGCGAGGGGUCAUAGAGUGAGCGGGAUGACCGGACACCGCGGUGUCCUCACGUCCUCCAGCCGGAGGUGACCGGUCUCACCGGCGUUUAUGUUCUAAUAACACGGUGACCCUCGUUCCACACUCUCACUUUGAAAAACAAAUGAACUUCUGGAGCCCGAGAGACCCAACGUCCAUGAUUAUGUGAAGCUGGGGAUUAGUCGAUCAACUAAUAAACAAUGGGUUCAAAACUACAACAACGCGGACACCUUACAGUAACGAUGCAUCAAACCGUGCAUUGAGAGAGUCGAGUAACGGGUCGACAAGCAGCUGCUCCGUUUUGUAUAAAGUAUUCGUUCUGCUGGCUCGUGUUCAGGUCCACGGAGGUUCUGGACCGUUGACGUCUGGACGGUCCUCCAGGAUUCUGUUCUUCAAACCCGAAUCUUACGCGUUUUCCUCCAGGACAACUUUUUUGUACAACUUUAUCAAACCUUGUGCAGUUGGUGUUAGCUUCACCACCUGGCAUCAACCAACCCUGCACUGUAAAUACACUCAAUACCCAAGUGGUUUUACAAUAUUUGGAGCUAUGGUAUUCAUUAUUUAUUGAAUCUCCUCUUAUAUAAUUAUUGAUGACUCAUAUCUGUAAAGAGCUCCAUGUUAGAGGCGUUUCUCAUUUGUGAGUAUUGAGAGUCCGAGGCUCUCCUGCAUGAGUAGUAAAACGUUUUGUACCAUUUCCAUUCAGUCAAAUGAUGUUCUGUUUGAGCACACGGCUGUAUAGAAGAUGACGGCUGUAUAGAAGACUGCCUGCACAGCUGCACAGUGUAGCUAGCUGGAAGUGACCAAGCUGUUCUACCUUCUGAGAAUGUAAUUCUGACUUGACUUGUUUCACAGCUCAAAGGGAAUGUUUCAAUGCUUUUUCAGUAAUAAACCUUUUCUACCUUUGGGC